AAGUCCUGCCACUUUGGGAGGAAAUUACGGGCAGUGAGACGGCGGGCUUCGGGUCCGAAACGGGAGCCCAAACGAGCCAAUGAGAGGCCCCAUAAUUCUGCUCAAGUGGUGUACAGUAUCGUGGGACGCAGGCUGCAGAAUUACAGGGUGUCCUGUGAGCAUGCGUAUGACAACAGAGAAGACAUGUAGAGCAAAAGGCUGAGGCUCUGGGCUCCAAAAUCCUCUCUGCACGUGACAAUUAGCUUACAGUCUGCUCUGAGAAGAUGACUUCUGCUACCCCACCCUGCUCUCGCAGCUCUUCCCCUCAAAAGGUUUGCCACUCUCAGACCCAAACCGAUGUUCUGAAGCCAUUGCUGGGCGGCGGCGCUUCUGUUGGAGGCGGGACUGUGCGGAAGAGGAGACGCAUCCUGUCCAAAGAUGGCCGAAGCAACAUGCGCAUCGAGCACGUCAGUGGGAGGAAUGCUCUCUAUAUGCGUGACCUCUGGACAACUUUUCUUGAAAUGCCUUGGCGCUACAAGUUCUUCCUGUUUACAGCAACGUUUGCGGGGACCUGGUUUCUGUUUGGGGUUGUGUGGUACCUCGUGGCUUUGGUGCAUGGAGACCUGCUGGAGUUCGAUCCGCCAUCCAACCACAUGCCCUGUGUGAUGCAGAUGCAGACCCUCACAGCAGCCUUCCUCUUCUCUCUGGAGUCCCAGACAACCAUCGGUUAUGGUUUCCGAUGCAUCACAGAGGAAUGCCCGGCUGCCAUCAUCCUCCUCAUCCUGCAGCUGGUCAUCACCAUGCUCCUGGAAAUCUUCAUCACCGGCAGCUUCCUGGCCAAGAUUGCACGGCCAAAGAAACGAAGUGAGACGGUGAAGUUUAGCCAGCAUGCUGUUGUAUCGACCUAUGAAGGCCAACCCUGCCUGAUGAUCCGGGUGGCCAACAUGCGCAAGAGUCUUCUUCUCGGAUGCCAGGUGACAGGGAAACUCCUGCAGACGUCCCUGACAAAGGAAGGUGAAACAGUUCGUAUGGACCAGAGGAACGUGCCCUUCCAGGUGGACACUUCCAGCGAAAGCCCCUUCCUCAUCCUUCCCCUCAUCUUCUACCACAUCAUCGACGACACCAGCCCCCUGAGAGCCUGGGCCGCCAAGGGUGGUGGAUGGACAGAUCCAGUGUUGGCUGACUUUGAACUCUUGGUGAUCAUGAGUGCCACAAUAGAGCCGACCUCCGCCACUUGCCAGGUCCGCACCUCCUACCUGCCAGACGAGAUCCUCUGGGGUUACGAGUUCCCCCCCGUCGUCUCUCUCUCCCAGUCUGGCAAAUACGUAGCGGACUUUUCCUUCUUUGACAAAGUGGCGAAGACCAAGACGACCCCCAUCUUCAAAUCGUCCAGUUCGCAACACGAGUACCAGAGCAACGGAGGCGGACCCGUGUCUGAGGUGACAGACCCGGAGAAGAUUCGUCUGGAGCAGAGCUACAGGGAGCAGCGAGGCGAAGACCGAGGCCGAGUCAGAGACGGCCCCGUAAGCGUUCGCAUCAGCAACGUCUGAGCAGCUAAACUGGCUGAAAGUCAAACAUUUUGUAGCAAAACAACAUGAGAGUUUGUGAAGCCUUUCACACAUGUAAGACAAAGAUUGUUUUAUUUUUUAUUUUUAUCAAAAUGACUUAAAGCAAAUACGUAUGGUACUGCGUUUUGUAAGGAAAUAUUUGCUAAAACUGCUGUUGUUCAUUCUCAUCUUGUCACUUAUGAUGGAAAAUCUAAAAAAAUCUAUGCUAAAUCUAUGCUAAAAGAGUCAAAAAAGGAAGAAAUUAAGUGUAAGUCGAAUAUAUUUCAUCUCAGAUUAGACUGUCUGAUGUGAAAUCUAUAAAGUUCUACCUUCAUACUUUUUGCCAUUGUCUCACCAUCACAUUUUUCCUUGCAUACUUUGUGAUGAUCUGACCAUCCAGGGCUGAAUGCUCAGAGCUCCAUAUCAUGUCUAUAGGUGCCUCCAAUUUGCUUAAAUUGUUUUCAUCUUAUUUAUUCAGAAAAUGUCUCCCUCCUCCCUACCAUGUCAGUCACUCCAAACAUUCACUCACACUGUGAAUCUUUAUCAAAGCAGACAGAGUGUCUGCAUGGCAUAGCGUGAGAUUAAGUCAUAACAUCACCUCAAUGUUGGAACCUUUGAAACUGCAACUUUUUUAACACAUAAUGUUUGUAUAAAAAAAGCUUUUUGAAGCUUUUUCCACCUUUUUUGUGACAAUUUUCUAUGUGAUCCUACUAAGAACUUGAGAGAAUUUAAAAAAUCUGCAACAACCUUGAGGCAUAAGUGUGCUCAACCUUAAACUCUUUGUUGAAUCUCUUCUUGAUUCGUUUCUAGCAUUCAGUUUUCUUUGAUAUGAGUUUAAUAUCAUCCAACUUUUUGUCCUGGAAACAUUCCCAGGCCCUCUGUGCUCACAGUCUCACAAUUUAUAAAAUCGAGUAGAACCUGAUUUUUCACACCGUGCAAAACUGUGAAGCUGGUCUUUUACUGAUUUAUUUGGAUGGUGAAAAAUAAAAUUCUUCUUCAUCUUCA
This is a messenger RNA of Poecilia latipinna (sailfin molly), 2531 nucleotides long. Its product is annotated as ATP-sensitive inward rectifier potassium channel 10-like. Gene Ontology annotation, molecular function: inward rectifier potassium channel activity. NCBI's taxonomy places the organism in Eukaryota, Metazoa, Chordata, Actinopteri, Cyprinodontiformes, Poeciliidae. The record is from RefSeq and is a predicted model, not a curated record. Gene Ontology annotation, cellular component: plasma membrane. The coding region runs from base 264 to 1529 and encodes 421 amino acids. Gene Ontology annotation, biological process: potassium ion import across plasma membrane; regulation of monoatomic ion transmembrane transport. The transcript is spliced from 6 exons.